Molecule: messenger RNA, 1665 nt
Organism: Penaeus vannamei (Pacific white shrimp)
Lineage: Eukaryota; Metazoa; Arthropoda; Malacostraca; Decapoda; Penaeidae
Source: RefSeq, a predicted model, not a curated record
UUGCUGUCCUCCCGUGUAAAGAGGCCGAAGGAAGGUACGAGCACCCGAGAUGAGUUCUCUGAACCGCAAGACUCAAGGAAUGUACAUUCCGAGGUCUUAGGGGCAGGAAGACGAACGCUGUGGGGCCCGCUGGACUUCUCUGGGCACCAUGCUUACCCGAGCUUCCUCUAUAAAGCGUCCCCUCGCCGAUGCGGUCGAGAUUCAACCUCGCAAGAAGAUGAAGACUUGUCUCGAGGAACAUCAAGUCGCUUCCAACAGGGAGGUCAGCCUGGCGCCCUCAAGAAAGCGUCCCCUCGUCGAUGCGGUCGAGAUUCGACCUCGCAAGAGGAGGAGGACUUCUCUCGACGAGGAGCAAUUCGCUCUCAGUGUGCAGAAGAUCGCCCAAGCACCUUCUGCAGAGUUCCCGCUCCAAGAGAAGGACGAGACUGAACAUCGUAAAAACCUUAGUCUCGGAGAACAGCACGUCGCUAAGAACGAGGAGAAGGCUUCCCAGACGCCUUCUGCAAAUAGCCAACGCAAAGACAAAAGGAAACAGAAAUCUUCAUGCGAAGAGCCGGUUGCUGUCCGGCAGGAGCACACCGCCCAGGUACCUCCAAGAAAGGGCGCCCGCAAAGACGAGGGCGAACAGGAGCCACAGCAGACGGCUGUUAAGAUCAAUUUCACUGAAAACAAGAACAGAAUGAGUCAGAUGAAGAAAUCAGAUCUUUUCCAAGAGUGUUCUGAGAGACUGUCUGCCAGGGCACCUAGAUACUCGUUUAAGCAGGAAAUCGCCUUUUUGAGCGGAAUUUGCGAGGAUUAUCAUCUCCCUGUCCUGUCACAGGAGGAGUACCACGCCUGCCUGGAAGGGUUGUCUGGUGCCAGAGACAGGGGCAUUCACCGCAGAUUUCACUUCAACCAGGAGAAAGGACUCGUUCUCAUGUACGCAAAGACUCCCUAUACGUUUAGAAGUAUGGUUCGUGAAGCCCUUGUCAUGAAGUUGCUUGCCGAUCACGACGGCUUCCAGCGCCUUAAGGGCGUCUACCUGAAGAAGCGGUGUCUCGUAACCAAGAACGCCGGAUGGAACUUAUUCCCCAGGCAGCUGAAGGCGAAGCACAAAUACCCCAUCAUGUUGCAGAUCUUCAGGGCCCUGGUGAAGCUGCAUCAGCACGACUUCGCCUACAACAACCUCAAAGCCAGUAACAUUUGCGUCAAGUUCACCCAGCCAGAACCCACGGUGACCCUCACCAGCUACAGGCUCAUCACGGUGUCCAGCAGUCGACCAGGGAUUCGGUCCAAGUCGCUGUUCACACCUGAGCCCCACGAGACCGAGAAUCCGGACAGGCGCGGUGUCGAAUCUGAUGCCCUCGGUCUCGGGAAACUGCUGCAACAGGUGUACAGGAGCAAGGAGAUACCAGGAGUGCUCACGCGUUGGCGCCAGAUGAGCCGAGAGGCGAGUUCGAGUGCGGGCAACCUAAUAUUCAUGCUCCUGAGGGCGCUGCGGGAGCACACAGGUUAACUGAUGACGGAGAUCGUUUUUUAUUCUUUUAUUUUCUAACAUAUUUUUCUUAGCAAGUCAAAAGUAUUGUUUUGUAAUAGAUCCUAUUUCGUUGAUUUCAUCUUUUCAGAAGGAGGCAAUAUUCGCAAUAUGUAUGACAAAGGGAUGUUUAUGUAAAUUUGAAUAAAGAA